Python bivittatus (Burmese python) is the source of this 1046-nucleotide messenger RNA. It is a transcript of the gene MRPL30, whose product is annotated as mitochondrial ribosomal protein L30. The record is from RefSeq and is a predicted model, not a curated record. NCBI's taxonomy places the organism in Eukaryota, Metazoa, Chordata, Lepidosauria, Squamata, Pythonidae. Gene Ontology annotation, cellular component: large ribosomal subunit; mitochondrion. Gene Ontology annotation, molecular function: structural constituent of ribosome. Gene Ontology annotation, biological process: translation.
GGAGAAGCAAACCCAAGUCGCCGACGCCCCUCACCCUCCUUUAGCUGCGGAGGAGGGGACUUUACACGUGAUUGGAGUCUCCUUUCGCGAGGAGGAGAGUCGGCCGUGCAAGAUGGCGGCCUGGAGGGGCGGUGUAGCCGCUUGGCAGAAUCUGACAAAAAGCGAACCAGUCGCUUGGAGAAUAUGGAUUAGGCAGAAAUUUACAAAGUCUCGAAUUCCGGAAUCAGUAUUUCAACCACGACCUGGUGAUCAUGAAAAAUAUGGUGGUAAUCCACAAGAGCCUCAUAAACUACAUCUUAUCACCAGAAUCAAAAGUGGAAGAAGGCGUCCUUAUUGGGAAAAAGAAUUGAUCGAAGAGCUUGGAUUAGGAAAAAGAUUUGAUCCAGUGGUGCUUAAAAACAUCCCUUCUGUGAAUGCAAAACUGAAAGUCAUUAAACACCUAAUAAGAAUAAAGCCAUUAAAACUGCCUUAUGGAAUUCCAACUGAAGACGAAAUACCUGAUACUUACCUUAACAAGAUCACAGGUGAACUGAUAGUUUGUCGCCACCUAAAAGAAGUAGAAAAGAACUCAAUUGAUUCUUCAUAAUAAUGUAUUGAUCCUUUAUAUAAUAAAUGUAACAUUAAAUUGAGAUUUGCAUUACUGUAAUUACCACAUAGGGGUCAUAUGCAUGUUCAUUUAGAGCAAUUUCUCCAGAUUUAACUGCCUUAUCAUCAAACUAGAUAGCACUGUUACUGAGAAAAUGAAAACAUUUACCUCGUAUUUGGGCACAAUUUCUGCCUGUACUGUUUGGCUGUUGUAAAUAUGACAAUAUAUAUAAUAGGCUGCAGGUUUUGAGAUAUAUUUUGUUAUGCAUACAGUUUACAGAAGGCUGUGACUAAGAUAAUAGCAAACUGAAUGUGUGUGACUGGCUGGUUAAACUAAUUAGAAUCUGCUUCAUUGGCCAUUUUUAGUCUGAUAAAAUUUGAUUUCAUAAGAUAUAAUACAGUUGUAAAUAAUGUACCAAAAUACAACAUUUCAACAAUAAACUGUCAUCAGGCAGAUACAA